CCUACCUGGCCUCUGGACCUCUGUCAGAUUUAGAGGAAAGAAGCAGUUCUCGGAGUUCCUGUCUCAGACAGCUCCGUCCCCUCCUGCCUGUCUCUGUAGAAGCGCAUCGGCCAUGAAUCCCGAUGGGAAGGCGAGUGUGGCUGCGGGAGAGAGGAAGGUACGACUCCUCUCCCUGCUGCUCAUCAGUGCCUGGGGCUGUGUGAUCUGUCAUGGAAAUCCUGUGGAUGACAUCUGCAUAGCGAAGCCCCGGGACAUCCCUGUGAAUCCCAUGUGCAUUUACCGCUCUCCAAGCAAGAAGGCAACUGAGGAGGAUGGCCAAGAGUCAAAGGUCCCGAAAAUCCCGGAGGCCACCAACCGUCGGGUCUGGGAACUGUCCAAGGCUAAUUCUCAAUUCGCCACCACCUUCUAUCAGCACCUCGCAGACUCCAAGAAUGACAAUGACAACAUUUUCUUGUCACCCUUGAGCAUCUCGACGGCUUUUGCUAUGACCAAGCUGGGUGCCUGUAAUGACACCCUCAAGCAGCUGAUGGAGGUUUUUAAAUUUGAUACCAUCUCGGAGAAAACAUCAGAUCAGAUCCACUUCUUCUUUGCCAAACUGAACUGUCGACUCUAUCGCAAAGCCAAUAAGUCCUCCAACUUGGUAGCGGCCAACCGCCUGUUUGGAGACAAGUCCCUUACCUUCAACGAGACCUACCAGGACAUUAGUGAGGUUGUCUAUGGAGCCAAGCUCAAGCCCCUGGACUUCAAGGAAAAUCCAGAGCAGUCCAGACUGACCAUCAACAACUGGAUAGCUAAUAAGACUGAAGGCCGCAUCAAAGACGUCAUCCCCCAGGGAGCCAUCGAUGAGCUCACAGCCCUGGUGCUGGUUAACACCAUUUACUUCAAGGGCCUGUGGAAGUCAAAAUUUAGCCCUGAGAACACAAGGGAGGAGUCAUUCUACAAGGCUGACGGGCAGUCAUGCCUAGUAUCUAUGAUGUACCAGGAAGGCAAAUUCAAGUACCGGCGUGUGGCAGAAGGCACCCAGGUGCUGGAGCUGCCCUUCAAGGGGGAUGACAUCACCAUGGUGCUCAUCCUUCCCAAGCCUGAAAAGAGCCUGGACAAGGUGGAGCGGGAACUCACCCCAGAGGUGCUGCAGGAGUGGCUGGACGAGCUGACGGAGACGCUGCUUGUGGUCCAUAUGCCCCGUUUCCGCAUUGAGGAUAGCUUCAGUCUGAAGGAGCAGCUGCAAGACAUGGGCCUCAUUGAUCUGUUCAGCCCUGAGAAGUCCCAACUCCCAGGAAUUGUUGCAGAAGGCAGGAAUGACCUCUAUGUGUCUGAUGCCUUCCACAAAGCAUUUCUUGAGGUGAAUGAGGAGGGCAGCGAGGCAGCAGCGAGCACUGCUGUCGUGAUUGCUGGCCGUUCACUGAACCCCAACAGGGUGACCUUCAAGGCCAACAGGCCCUUCCUGGUUCUCAUAAGGGAAGUUGCUCUGAAUACCAUUAUAUUCAUGGGGAGAGUGGCUAAUCCUUGUACGGGGGAACUAAAACGUUCUUAAUCUUUGCACCUUUCCCCAUUCUGGUGUUUGUCAUAGAAGUAAAAAUAAACACGACUGCCUCCUCACAA
Molecule: messenger RNA, 1602 nt
Organism: Peromyscus maniculatus bairdii (prairie deer mouse)
Lineage: Eukaryota; Metazoa; Chordata; Mammalia; Rodentia; Cricetidae
Gene: Serpinc1
Product: serpin family C member 1
Biological process (GO): regulation of blood coagulation
Molecular function (GO): serine-type endopeptidase inhibitor activity
Source: RefSeq, a predicted model, not a curated record